AUGAAGAUAUUCAAUAUUCUUCUCCUCAUCGCUACUUUUGCUCUUACAUAUACUUUCGCCGCUGAAGAAGACAAGAAAGAACUUGGUACUGUAAUUGGUAUUGAUCUUGGUACAACAUAUUCAUGUGUUGGUAUUUUUAAAAACGGACGAGUUGAAAUUAUUGCCAAUGAUCAAGGUAAUCGUAUUACACCAUCAUAUGUUGCAUUUACAGCUGAAGGUGAACGAUUAAUUGGUGAUGCAGCUAAAAAUCAAUUGACAUCUAAUCCAGAAAAUACUGUGUAUGAUGCCAAACGACUUAUUGGUCGUGAAUAUAGUGAAGCAACUGUUCAACAAGAUAUUAAACAUUUCCCAUUCAAAGUUAUUGAAAAGAAUUCAAAACCAAUUAUUCAAAUCAGUACUGGUACAGAACAAAAACUUUUUACACCUGAAGAAAUUUCAGCUAUGGUUCUCGGAAAAAUGCGUGAAAUUGCUGAAGCUUAUCUUGGAAAGAAAGUUACACAUGCUGUUGUUACAGUUCCUGCUUAUUUCAAUGAUGCCCAACGUCAAGCAACAAAAGAUGCUGGAACUAUUUCCGGAUUAAAUGUUAUGCGUAUUAUUAAUGAACCAACAGCAGCAGCCAUUGCUUAUGGUUUAGAUAAAAAGGAAGGUGAAAAAAAUAUUCUUGUAUUUGAUUUGGGUGGUGGUACAUUCGAUGUCUCAUUAUUAACAAUUGAUAAUGGUGUAUUUGAAGUUGUUGCAACCAAUGGUGAUACACAUUUAGGUGGUGAAGAUUUUGAUCAACGUGUUUCGGAACAUUUUAUUAAAUUAUUUAAAAAGAAAACUGGUAAAGAUGUUCGAAAAGAUCUUCGUGCUGUUCAAAAACUCCGACGUGAAGUUGAAAAAGCUAAACGAACAUUAUCAUCACAACAUCAAACUAAAAUUGAAAUUGAAUCAUUCUUUGAUAAUGAAGAUUUUAGUGAAACAUUAACCCGAGCUAAAUUUGAAGAAUUAAAUAUGGAUUUAUUCCGUGCAACAAUGAAACCAGUACAAAAAGUAUUAGAAGAUUCGGAUUUGAAAAAAACUGAUAUCGCCGAAGUUGUUCUUGUUGGUGGUUCAACACGUAUUCCAAAAGUACAACAAUUAGUCAAAGAAUUUUUUGAUGGUAAAGAACCAUCACGUGGUAUUAAUCCAGAUGAAGCUGUUGCAUAUGGUGCUGCUGUUCAAGCUGGUGUCUUAUCAGGUGAACAAGAUACAGGUGAUAUCGUUUUACUCGAUGUCAAUCCAUUAACCAUGGGUAUUGAAACAGUUGGUGGUGUUAUGACCAAAAUUAUUCCACGUAAUACUGUUAUUCCAACAAAGAAAAGUCAAAUUUUUUCAACAGCUGCUGAAAAUCAACCAACAGUUACUAUUCAAGUAUUUGAAGGUGAACGACCAAUGACAAAAGAUAAUCAUGUCUUAGGUAAAUUCGAUUUAACUGGUAUUCCACCAGCACCACGAGGUGUUCCACAAAUUGAAGUUACAUUUGAAAUUGAUGUUAAUGGUAUUCUUAAAGUUACUGCUGAAGAUAAAGGAACAGGAAAUAAAAACAAUAUUGUCAUCAAUUCAAAUACUAACCGAUUAUCACCAGAAGAUAUUGAUCGUAUGAUUAAAGAUUCAGAAAAAUUCGCUGAUGAAGAUAAGAAAGUAAAAGAACGUGUUGAUGCUAAAAAUGAACUUGAAUCAUAUGCUUAUUCAUUAAAAACACAAUUGGCUGAUAAAGAAAAACUCGGUGGAAAAUUAUCAAGUGAUGAUAAAGAAACAAUUGAAAAAGCUGUUGAAGAACAAAUCAAAUGGCUUGAAUCAAAUGCUGGUGCUGAAGCUGAUGAAUUAAAAGAACACAAGAAAGCACUCGAAGAAAUUGUGACACCAAUUAUGACUAAAUUAUAUGGACAAGGCGGUGGUCCAGGAGGUGCUGGUGAUGUUCCACCACCCCCACCACAUGGACAUGAUGACGACAGCUUAUAA
Adineta steineri is the source of this 1983-nucleotide messenger RNA. Lineage: Eukaryota; Metazoa; Rotifera; Eurotatoria; Adinetida; Adinetidae. The record is from the annotation of a GenBank genome assembly.